AUGGUCUCACAAUGCAAGCAACACGAGACCAGUGUUGACAGCCACAGUUUUGCCGAACCAAGCCAGCCCAUAAUCUCUUCGCCUGCCGAGGCCUCAACUUCAGACUUCUACCGCCUUAAGUUCUCUCUCAUCUCCGGCAGUCCAAUCCAGCUCAUUAAGGCUCAGUUGCGCUCGCGCUCGAUUCCGACCAUGUGCAACGCAGGAGUUGACAUGUCCAUCUCAUCUCAAACUGGUAUCUCGAGGCUCAUGGCUGGAGCCUUCCGCAGCGCUCCAUUCGUGCUUCAGCACCACGAACUAGCUCUCCGAGUCCCGUUUGGGAUGGCGAUGGCACAAAUUGCUCAAAUAAGUACUCAAAUAAGUCAGUUCAGGUCGCUUAAAGAUGAUUUGCAGGAGAUUUCUGGGCAGCCGGAGAUUAUCUCCAAAGAACCUGUCGAUCCGAUGGGUGAAAGUCUACAAUAUGAACACUUGCUGAAAUACCUGAAAAACGACACUCUCUAUUCGUUGAACUUUGGUGUCUGCAACGAGGAUGCCUGUACCCAAGAACCCAUCUUUUAUGGUUACACGCAACAACAAUCUGAACCCAAGCUGGAGGUGAAAGCUGAUCCGAUCUCCGCCUCUCUCCUGAUGGCGCGCGGCUCAGUCCUGACUACUUCGAGCUCAAUGCUCCUCAGAUCCAUUCGCCUGCGACAUACCGGAUCAACCGAUUUUUAA
This is a messenger RNA of Protopolystoma xenopodis, 711 nucleotides long. NCBI's taxonomy places the organism in Eukaryota, Metazoa, Platyhelminthes, Monogenea, Polystomatidea, Polystomatidae. The record is from the annotation of a GenBank genome assembly.